Molecule: messenger RNA, 1062 nt
Organism: Colletotrichum higginsianum IMI 349063
Lineage: Eukaryota; Fungi; Ascomycota; Sordariomycetes; Glomerellales; Glomerellaceae
Exons: 2
Coding region: 1-1062 (353 amino acids)
Biological process (GO): retrograde vesicle-mediated transport, Golgi to endoplasmic reticulum
Source: RefSeq, a predicted model, not a curated record
AUGACGGAAGCAACACCAGACGAUGCGGCCGCUCAGCGCGCGGCAGAGCAGGCUCGCCUUCGCAAGGCGAAGCGCGAAGCAAAAAUCCGUGCGGGCGGCGCGUCGAGAUUGAACAAGAUCACCGGUCUAGGCGGGGGAUUCCAGCGAGAUGAUCCCGCACCGACUCCACCUUCGACCACAUCCUCUCCAGCUCCCUCGGCCACCUCAGCCCUUCCCAAGCCAAACGUGAGCGCCGAACAUGCCGACCCCGAAGAGAUCGAUAUCUCGCAGCACUACUACGAGCCAGCCUCGACUCCCCGUCCCUCCGCCACAGGCCCUCCCCUUGAUCCCAACGCCAUGACCGAGGACCAGCUCCGCCAGAUGAUGCUCGGCUUCGACAGACCUGGUCCCGGCGGCGCAGGUGGAACCCCGCCCAUGAACCCCUUUGCGGGUCCUGGCGGCAUGGGAGCGGGCGGUGUGCCCGGCGGCGAGGAUGACCCCUUGAUGAAGAUGCUCUCGCAGAUGAUGGCAGGCGGUGGCGGCCCUGGUGGGAUGCCUGGCUUCCCUGGCGCCGGCGGUGCACAAGGUGGCUUCCCUGCUGGGUUCCCUGGUAUGCCUGGUAUGCCCGGCAUGCAAACCCCCGAGCAGGCCAAAGCCUCUUCGUCCGCUUACCUCUGGCGCAUUCUCCACGCCGUCUUCGCCAUCUCUCUCGGCUUGUACAUCGCCCUGACGACGACCUUCUCCGGCAGCAAGCUCGAGCGCGAGCGCACGGCGCUGGCGUACAACUACCCCGUCGGCAGCGAUGAGUCGGUCACGGACGUCAACAGCAUGGAGAAGGGCCGCGAAGUUUUCUUCUGGAUCUUUGCGACCACCGAAGCCAUUCUUCUCACGACGCGCUUCUUCAUUGAGCGUGGACGCGCGCCGCCCGCAGGCAUGUUGUGGACCGUUGUUGGAUUCCUGCCGGGCAGCAUCAAGACUUAUGCCGAGACGGUGUUACGCUACGGGCAGAUUUUCGCCACAGUCAGGAGUGAUAUCCUUGUUUGCGUGUUCGUCUUGGGUAUUGCCUCAUGGAUUCGCGGUUGA